AUGGAGGAACCUCAGAAACCAAAACUCACGCCGAACGAGUUGUUUCCGUUAUGGGGGAGUUCUAAGAAUCAACUCAAUCCGCUGCAAUCUCAUCGUAUCGUCGUUGAACGACAAUGGCAAGAAACAAUCGAUCCUCAAAAGCUUCUUCUUGGCAAAGUUAUUGGUCGUGGAUCUUUCGGUGUUGUUCAUAAAGGCUCCUACGAUGGCCAAACUGUAGCAGUGAAAGUUCUUGAUUUUGGUGAUACGAAGAUCACGGAAGCUUCAAUGGCUUUCCUUAAGGAAGAUUUCAUAAAAGAAGUUAAUGUAUGGCAAACUCUUGAUCAUCCAAACAUAACCAAGAUGAUCGGAGCAACCAUGUCCAUGACGAAAAAUUGCCGACAGAAGAACAAGAAAACGAAAACCGAAAGCAACUUCUGUAUUGUUUGCGAAUAUGUAAAAGGAGGCUCCCUCAGAUCUUAUUUAUUAAAGAAUCGAAACAAGAAGUUGCCCUUCAAAACUUUUAUUCGAUUUGCCCUUGAUAUUGCUAAAGGGUUGAGUUAUCUUCAUUCCAAAAAAGUAAUUCAUCGCGAUGUGAAGCCGGAGAACAUGCUUAUUGACAAACAACAUAUGACCAUAAAACAUACUGAUUUUGGAGAAUCGAUUUUUGAACCAUCAGAGCUUUUGUACACAACUGGUGAAAGGGGAACUCGCGGUUUUAUGGCUCCUGAGGUGGUAAGCAGAAAACCAUAUGGGCGGAAAUGUGACGUUUAUAGCUUUGGUAUAUGCUUGUGGGAGAUAUACAAUUGUGAUAUAGCGUAUACGUAUAAUCUAGACAAUCUCACACCAGAUAUAUACCAGGAAAUGAGACCAAGCAUACCAAUGGAUUGUCCAAGAUCCUUGGCUCAUUUGAUGGAGAGAUGUUGGGAUAAGGACCCUGGAAAGAGGCCGGAGAUGAAAGAGGUGGUGGUUCAGUUGGAAGCAAUUGAAAGAUAUGAAGGUUGUCAAAUGACGUCGGAAGAACUACAGUUAGGUGGCUGCUUUGGUUUCGGUUUAUUCAGGCUAGGAAGAAAUGUAUAUAGGACUCCUAAUCGAUGCACAGUUAGAAGAAAUUCAGAAAGAUCGUAG
Molecule: messenger RNA, 1104 nt
Organism: Lactuca sativa (garden lettuce)
Lineage: Eukaryota; Viridiplantae; Streptophyta; Magnoliopsida; Asterales; Asteraceae
Product: serine/threonine-protein kinase 54
Biological process (GO): protein phosphorylation
Cellular component (GO): plasma membrane
Molecular function (GO): ATP binding; protein serine/threonine kinase activity
Source: RefSeq, a predicted model, not a curated record